AUGGCAAUCGCCUCUCUUCUGUCGUCCUUCUCCUCCAGCGUGCGAGAAGCGCCUCUCGCCUUCUCCCUGGGUGCUUCUAUCGUGCUGCUCACUUUGGCUUGGUGUUGGGCCAAGGAUGAACUGCCGUACUCGGGCUUCCCCGUAGUCGGCAAGGAAAAGGGAGAAUGGCUCAACACGAAGGCGAAAAUGCGUUAUGUCAUGAAUGCAAACACCAUUCUGAAGCAAGGCCUGGAGAAGUACAAACGUCCCUUCCAGAUCCUGGCAAGCCACGGUCCCGUCAUCGUCUUACCACCAACCAUGACGGAUGAGAUCCGCAACGACGACCGCCUGUCCUUCCUCAAAUCCGCCCAGACGCUAUUCUUGCCUCAAUACCCCGGCCUGGAAAUCUUCCACAACGACAUUGAAACCCACAAAAUCGUCCUCACAGUAAUCAAGCAGAGCCUGACCCAAUCCCUCAACUCCAUGACCCCCAUCCUCGCCGCCGAAAUCCACUCCACGCUGCAGACCCUCCUCCCCCUCCCGGCCACCACCAAAGACUCCACCUCCACCUUCACCCCCAUCCGCCUCGCCACCCUCACCCCGACCAUGGCCGCCCGCCUCUCGGCCCGCGCCUUCCUCGGCGCCCCCCUCUGCCACGACCCGGCCUGGCUCGACAUCUCCGUCACGUAUGCGAUCAACGCCCUGGGCGCGGUGCAGGCGCUGCGCUCGUGGCCCGCGUUCCUGCGCCCGCUGGUGCACAAGUGGUUCGUGCCGCAGCUGCGCGUGCUGCGCGAGCAGAUCGCGACGGCGAGGGGGAUCGUCGGGCCGGAGAUGAGGAAGAGGAGGGCGGAGAGGGCGGAGAGGGCGAAGAGGCGGGGGGUGGAGGGGGAGAAGGAAGAGGGAGGAGGAGGGGGUGGAGAAGGAGCAGCGGCGCGGCCGAUGGAUGCGCUCGAGUGGAUGGCGGUGCAGGCGGAGCGCGAGGGGCGCGCCGACGUGUUCGACGCGACGCUCGCGCAGGUGCUGCUGAGCUUCGUGUCGAUCCACACGACGUCCGGCACGCUGCUGGGGCUGAUGUACGACGUCGUCGGUGCCGGGUGGGCCGACGCGUUGCGGAGCGAGGUCGUCGACGUGCUGCGCGAGGAGGGCGGCUGGUCGAAGAACGCGCUGUAUAGGAUGAAGCUGAUGGAUAGCUGCCUGAAGGAAAGCCAGAGGCUGCACCCGAUGAACUCGCUCUUCAUGAACCGCGAAGUCACCGCCCCCGUCACGCUGUCCGACGGCACCCGCCUCCCCGUGGGCGCCAUCAUCGGCAUCCCGACCUUCCCCAUGCACGACCCGGACACCGCACUGUACGACAACCCGGGCGUCUUUGACGGCGCGCGCUUCCUCAAGCUGCGCGAGACCGACAACGACACGAAGUGGCAGUUCGUCACCACGAGCCCCGAGCAUUUCGGCUUCGGGCACGGGAAGCAGGCUUGCCCCGGGCGGUUCUUUGCGAGCAAUGAGAUCAAGAUCAUCAUGGCUCAUUUGUUGUUGAUGUUCGAUUGGAAGUUUGAGGCGGGGGACGAGCCGAAGAAGUUGAGCCUGGUGGAAUGCGAGUUUGUGCCGGAUGUGGAGCAGAAGAUUUGGGUGAAGCCGAGGGUGCCCGAGGUGGAUCUGGGUGCGUUUUGA
This is a messenger RNA of Diplodia corticola, 1647 nucleotides long. Its product is annotated as cytochrome p450. The transcript is spliced from 6 exons. The record is from RefSeq and is a predicted model, not a curated record. Gene Ontology annotation, molecular function: iron ion binding; monooxygenase activity; heme binding. Bases 1 to 1647 code for a protein of 548 amino acids. NCBI's taxonomy places the organism in Eukaryota, Fungi, Ascomycota, Dothideomycetes, Botryosphaeriales, Botryosphaeriaceae.